Molecule: messenger RNA, 1910 nt
Organism: Copidosoma floridanum
Lineage: Eukaryota; Metazoa; Arthropoda; Insecta; Hymenoptera; Encyrtidae
Gene: Pex16
Product: peroxisomal biogenesis factor 16
Biological process (GO): peroxisome organization
Cellular component (GO): peroxisomal membrane
Source: RefSeq, a predicted model, not a curated record
ACCGAACCAAGGGGGGGCUUGAACACGAACCUAUUAACAUAAAAGAACGAGCAGUCUAUAAAAUUUUUUAAUGUCUAUGGGUGUAUCAUAAAUGUUGUCCCACUAAUAUGCGUGAAUUUAUUGUACGCAAUUAUUGUUAUUAUUUGCUAAUUUGUGUAUCAAGUGUGUACCCAACCACACAAGCUCGUAAUUAAAUACCGACUUACCGAGUACGUUUAACAAUUACGAUAAAUUCGUUACAAUCGACAUGUUAAAGGUCUGGGUAAGACGAUACUCGUAGCGAUUAUUGUAAUUUCUUACUUUAGGAAGAAAGAAGAGAACCGUUCUACCAUGCACAUGUCCAAUAAAUACUUAUGCCAUAUGUAAACUCGCGAUAAGUCACGGGAACUUUUUUAUUUACUUUAGUAGUCUAUACAUGUUUUGUAAAUAAAUAUGGCGAGUUCAAAGGACGUGAAGAAGACUCUGGUACAGUGGUGUGAGGACUACAAACGAUGGAUUGCCAAGAACCCGAAUCUAGUCUCCGAUAUCGAAAGCACUGUCAAAUAUGUCUCUUUUUUUACUGCGGGGAGGCUGAACAGCUCCACUUUGGCAUCAGAGUUUGUUUACUCUCUGCCAAACCUCAUGGUACUUUUUAAUGAUCAAAUAAUCAGAGCUAGUAGAUAUUCAGAGCUGAAAUUACCAUCUUUGCAAUCAAAAUUAAAAAUAUGGCUCACCGUAAUUGAUUACACCGAGGCGCUGUUUGAAGUCUCAGCAAAGAAGUUAUGGGGAGAGGCUGGACGAUGGUUCAUUAUUUCUUUAAUUCAGCUUUUGAAAGUUGUCAUGAGACUGAUUCUUGUCUUUCGAUAUAAAGAACGCAUAACACAAACUCCAGCUGUUCCACCUCUAAAUCGUGAAAAGCUAAAUAACAAUAAUGAUGGAAUGCAAGCCUCAAAAGAUGCAUUUUCUCUCAAGCGGUCUGGUAAAGUGAUAAGAACUGUCAGGAGUAGUGCUUCACAAACAAGAACUUGGGCACCUCCUGCUUCUACAUCAACUGUUGAGUCGGAAGAACUUGAAAAUAAUGUUACAAUUGAAUCACUAAAAAAAUCAUUGCUGAUUGCAGAGACGAUACACAUAUUGAAGCCAUUGGUACACCUUGGGUGUUUAUCUCUUAGUGGUCCUAAAAAUUGGAACCCGUGGCUUUUGUCUUUUCUUAUUGAUUUAACAAGCUUGAAGUUAUUCAGCAAAGAGACUUCGUUGACAGGUGAAGAACGAGAAGAAAUAUGUCGUAGAAGAAUAGGGCUGCUGCUGUACAUUUUGAGAUCUCCUUUCUAUGAUAAUUGUAGCCGUAUGAGGAUUUACCAUAUGCUUGAAUUUGUUUCAAGAUCCAUACCUCUUGCUAAGCUUAUAGCCGAGCCAAUUGCAAGAUACUUACCUCAUUGGCAAAAUACAUAUUUUUACAUGUGGUCUAGUUAGAAUAUGAUUUUGAUAAGAAGUUUUUUUUUGAGGUAAUGAUUUGCUUUAAUCACGUUAUAAUAAGCGGUGGAAAAGAAUUCAUUUAUGAAAUUUUUUGUUAUUUUUAACGUUAAAAAGAAAAAUUUAUUCCUAUAAGUUAUAAAUUGUUUUCGUUUAAGUUACUUAUUCCAUGACAUUACCUGAAAAUUUCUAUUUAUUAUUGAUUCAAUGUAAUUUCCAGAGUGAGUAGAUUUAUUAAAGCUAGCGAUUUUUAUUGUUCUUUUAUCAUAUUCAAUACUUUUUGAAUAUACAUCUUGUGUUGAGCGGAUUUUUAUAGAAAGGUGAUUGGAUAGUAACUAUAAAAUUUCAUCACAUUCCCGGGGUGAUUGUGAAAAGUGGUACUUCAUGUAACAGUAAUACACAUACAUACAUAUAUACAUAUAUCUUUAUUGUUGAAAUAAAUUAAAGUUUUUUAAAUA